Petromyzon marinus (sea lamprey) is the source of this 4931-nucleotide messenger RNA. Its product is annotated as EF-hand calcium-binding domain-containing protein 4B-like. NCBI's taxonomy places the organism in Eukaryota, Metazoa, Chordata, Hyperoartia, Petromyzontiformes, Petromyzontidae. Gene Ontology annotation, molecular function: GTP binding; GTPase activity. The record is from RefSeq and is a predicted model, not a curated record.
CUGGUGUGUGGUGUGUGAACAUCGCCACUGGCGGGACAAAGGCGGCCGGGCGUCGUGAAUCCAAGUCCCGGGCGAAUCCGUGGUAAGUUAAGCUAGUAACAGUAUAAACCUAUGGCAGACAGAGACAAAGCAAGCACAGAUGCAUCUGGACCGCAUGCAAUCUCUCAGGUAAAACACAAGCGUCGCCCAAAGGCAGGCAAUCGAAUUUUAAUGUACGAACUCCUAUAGGACGUUGCCGAGAGAAUAAAACUACGUGCAGAAAUGCAAGUGUUUGCCCGAUGCCAGUAAGUCCAUGAGCAUGAGCUAUGACCACAACGCCCCCGAUCACGAACGUGGCAGCAGAAACCAAAAGGUCGAGGGUCAACUCCACCCGCGGUGUCCGUGCGGUUAGAAGGGAGAGGGGGUGCUUUUUGUGCCCGUGUGAAUUAUAUUUCCCUUCGUAUGUGUGUUGUGUUGUUGUUUCCUGUAGCAAGAACUUCCUGUUGCAACAGUGUGUUGAAGCAGCCAGUGUGAAACCAACAGUUAGAGAGGCACAAGAAAGGCUCAGGGCACACGCAUGCUGAAUGUUGUCCUUUCACCGCACCUCCGAUUAGCACGGUUUGCUAUGUACGGUGCGAAAGAAGUUCAGCAUAUAUGAAUACAAAUGAUCAACCAUCUGGUGUUUCUCACACUCUCACAAGUGUCUACGCGUCUGCAGGUACCAGAUAUGUUGGUUGUUAUCCCUGCAAAGUACUUGCGUUUGUGUAUAUAUAUAUUUUAAACGUGAAUUGUAUUGCAUUAAAAACUACAGCAUACAGAUUUUUUGCAUGCGUUAACGUUUAUAUGUACAAAUUGUAUGUAUUGUUGCGAGUUAAAAAAUAUUACCAUUUAAGAAUUUUUAAUUUCUUGGUCAAUGUAGCUAAUGUAUAAUGUUGGCUUGAAAAUAAUUAUGCUGUGUAAGUACAAAGCUUAUAGAGUAGUGGGGAAAAUUGAAAUUUGUAAAAAGUGCAUGAGGAGAGGUCUGUCUCGGGCCUCAUUAUUCUCCUACUUUCAUUUUAAACCCAACCCAAGCAUGGAAUAAUAGCUUUCAAGAGCUGAUCCCUGUGCAAAAAGCAGACCCAUGACGACUCUUUGAAAGACAUGGUAAAUGCCCACACCUGAUUGUAACACUCCAGCCGCAACCAUUUGCGCGAAUGUCAUCGACUCGGCAAUGCACAAUACGCACGGGCACGGCUCAAUGUCGUUCUAAAAAUUCCACGCGCACGUUAACUUUUGCAUUUUGUGUGCGGCGUCAUUCCACAGGGUUGAGCCUUCCUCAUGAUGUGGCCUCGAGGAGGGAGAUGAAACACUUUUUAUUAAACAUAACCAGGAGGUGCCUUGGUUAUAAUUAUCUUCCUCCAACUCGAAUCGAACAAGGCACUGUGACACUGCGGAAAGUGAUUGUGUUGAAGAGCUACCUGCGAGUGGAUGAAGGGAAUGCUCUUGACUCUGGCACAGCUCCGCCCUUGUACGCAUCUCAAAACAUUAUGAGGCUCACACAAUAACCUCAUUUUCCAUGUUUCCCCCCCCCACAGCCCAAUUAAAUCGUAUGUUGCUAGGUGAUGCUUUGCAUUGAGCGGACAAGCGAGCGCCUAACGACAAGUUCUGGUAAACCAAGUGCUCAAAUACACACAGCGCACCGAAGAAGCCCCACCACCACCACCACCACGUGCGCGCUUGAACCUCUCCCCCUGAGUGUUGCGUGGGCUGUACUCCUGCGAUUCCUGGUCGAUGGCGAGCCUGGCCGCCGGAGACGAGGGGGUCGUGACAGGAGCUGCGGUUGUGGCGGCAGGCGGACUUGUUGCAAGCGGUAGCGGUGGCAGUGGUGCCGCGUCGUGCAGAGCAUUAACGAGAGCACCGGGGGGCUCCAUGUGCGAGACCCCUCCGUGGAAUCGGCGGCCGAGCCUGCUGUGGAACCUGGAGCCGGACGAGAUGAGGGACAAGGUCCGAGAGCUCUUCCUUCUCUGCGACAAGGAGGACAAAGGCUUCAUCACCAAAAGGGACAUGCAGAGGCUUGAGGCCGAGCUGCCCCUGAACCCCGAGCAGCUGGAGGACGUCUUUGAGAAGCUGGACUGCCACAUGCAGGGAUACCUCACCCUGGCCGAGUUCACCCAUGGCCUGGGUCAGUAUCUGGGCCUGCAAAGCCUCGUGACUAAGGGAGAGCAGGUCCCUAAAUUUGCUGAAAAACAUCUUCCCGUCCUGACGUGGGGCGACAGUGAGAGCGACCUCUGCCAAGAAGAUGAGCUCCAUUUCUCUCGCCUCAUGGACAGCUUGGGCGCUCGCAACGUCUUUGGCGAGCAGGAUGAGGUGCGCGCCUUGUGGACCCGCUUACGCAGAGAUGAGCCGGAGCUUCUGAACAAUUUUGAAGGCUUCCUCUCCAGGGUGUCCCUGCUGAUCCUGCAGGCCAAGCAGGAGAAAGCCACUGUGGAACGUAUACUCCAAAAGAGGAAUGGCGACCAUGACCGCGAGGUGCAGCACCUGUACGAGGAGAUGGAGCAGCAGAUGAAGAGUGAGAAGGAGAAGCUCUCCAGCCAGGAUGCUCGGAGGCUUCUGUGCCGUAGCCAAGAACUCGAGGCUGAGUUGGACGCGAAGGAACAGGAGGUGAAGAAUAUCCGGACUAAGCAAAAACAGCUGGAGCGGGCGCUGACCGAGCUGAACUCGGAGCGGUCGGAGACGCGGCAGCAGAACGAUCGCUUGCGGCAGAGCAACGAGGAGCUGGAGGAGCGGCUGGCGCAGGUGCGGCGGGAGCUGAGUGACGCCCUGACCCUCAUGGAGCAGCUACCGGCAAGGCUUUCGACGGUCGCAUCGUCGCCUGUGGCUCCACGCGACACCCAGGAGGCGAGCUCGUCCACUGCCGUGACAGUGCAGAGCGAGACGUCCAUUCUCCUCAAGCAGCUUGACAUGCUCCGAGACAUGAAUAGAUAUCUGAGAGAUGAAAAGGAUUCUUUUGAAAAUUGCAAGCAGGGCCGUUGCACGUGUCAAUCAGGACACAAACCUGCCGCACCCAUGGGAAACCACGCUCCUCUUGUGCGCGAGGGCUCCAUCAUUGGAGACUACCUGCAAGACAGCAAGUCUCCACGAAGAAGCAUUCUUUACCGACAAACAGCGGCGCAGAACGUUAACCAGUGCAGUGAGGAUUCAUCUACAGCUGCCAUUGAGUCUCAGGGCCAGGUAGAGGACGAUGAGGAGGAGGAGGAGGAAGAUGAAGCGGAGUCCACUGGAGGCCUGCCAGGGACGCCGCGUGGAUGUCCAGCAGGCAAAGAAUACCAGGAAUUAGGGUGUGGACAGAUGCCACCUGACCGGAUUUUCAAGGUUGUUCUUGUUGGUGAGUCUGGCGUAGGGAAGAGUUGCUUCAUCCAGCAGCUCUGCCAGAAGCGCUUUCUUCCCGGCAUCUGUGCCACUAUUGGAGUGGAUUACCACAUCAAGACCCUCACCGUGGGAGAUUUUCGUAUCGCUUUGCAGCUUUGGGACACAGCAGGGCAGGAGAGGUUCCGCAGUAUCACCAAGCAGUACUUCCGCAAAGCAGAUGGUGUGCUGGUGAUGUACGACAUAACCAACGAGUUUACCUUUAAAUCCGUACGGAACUGGAUCAUCAGCCUUCAGGAGAAGGUGGAGGAGGACGUGGUCGUGUUUUUGCUCGGCAACAAAACGGACGCGGUGGAGGACGAGGGCCGUCUCGUAAGCACCGCGGAGGGCAAGAGGCUCGCUGAGGAGUACGGAGCAGUGUUUUACGAGUGCAGCGCGAGACUGGCACUGAACAUAGAGGAACCCAUCGCGCACAUGGCCAGGUUACUUACGGAACAGGAGGACAGGCACAAGGAGAAGGUGCUGCACCUGCCAGAAAAGUUUUCCGGAGUGAGGAGGCAAAGCGAGAAGAAAAACCAGUGCUGUGCUUAGCGCGCCACUCUGGCAGUUGCAUCCGGCGUGAAAAUGUGGCUGAAUAAACCCCCAGCGUGUGCAGCUGCUGUUUAUUCAUGGAGUUAACCGUAAAUUUAACGCAAAUGUUCUAGCUACGGGUGUUUAAGUGCAAGGUACGUGUAAUGUCAUAUGAUAGUGCACAAAUGCAUGUGGCAAUAAUGGAACAAAUACGGCUCAAGUGUUGGUGGCGUUCGCCGAUGCAGUACGUAAUAGGGUUGUAACGAUGUAUGAACAAUAUGAUAAAUCUGUGGUAUGACUCCAUCCAUGAAAAUGUUAAUUGGAAGGCGUUCCAAUUAUAGGAGCUAUCGGCGACUUUACAGAUCCUGCAGAAAAUCGGAGUCGUGGGUAACAGGUCCGCAGACAGCAGUUUUACUGUACAGUAUUUUGAUUUGUAUAUGCUUAAAUUAGUUAUUGCGAACCCCUGCAAUCACUCGAGGCAUUUACAUUAAUAGCACUCGUCAAAAACAAAUUGAUCCUUAAAUUAAAUUAUGAGAUUGUAAUUCAUUUAAUUUCUGGGUAAAUGGAGAGAAUCGUUACACCCCUUGAUAUUUGCCAUAGGAUCAAGGAAGAACAUAUUUCUGCCGCAAGCAAUGUUUGAGCAUAGGUUUAACUUAUUUUUUUGACUAAAAUUAAGCUUGUUAAGUAUUGCUUUACAGUUGGUUUAGCAUUCAUCUGAAGUCACAGCUAGUGCAGGACUGUACGUAGUUUGCUCACAGUAUUAAUUCACAUGCCUUGCUGGUUCAAGUCAAUGUUGUUUUGUCCAAUGCAGUGUAAGACAAAAAAAAGGUUUCUCCUCUAAAACAGCACGAUAAAUUAAAGAUGUAUUUUUUAAAAAAACGAGAAUGAAAAUAACUGCAAUUUGCUAUUUUGUUGAAAUAUUGUUGUCUCAAUGUUACCGGUUUGCGUUGUAACCAGUGUUUGUGUAUAUUUGUUUAAAAUCAAUUUGAACAAAUGUUGUACAUGUCCAGCCUAUUAUGUAAAAUCCACGUUAAGAC